Molecule: messenger RNA, 1046 nt
Organism: Aspergillus glaucus CBS 516.65
Lineage: Eukaryota; Fungi; Ascomycota; Eurotiomycetes; Eurotiales; Aspergillaceae
Product: DUF1183 domain protein
Exons: 2
Coding region: 14-955 (313 amino acids)
Biological process (GO): regulation of store-operated calcium entry
Cellular component (GO): endoplasmic reticulum membrane
Source: RefSeq, a predicted model, not a curated record
UAAAGUGACAAACAUGAGAUCGUUAGGAUCGUUAACCCUCAUAUUCCUCUUAUCCCUCCUCCUACACGCCUCCUCUGCCAUCUCAUUCGGAUAUGGCUCCUCCCAAAAAUCCGCUAAAAACGCCAUCCUCCUCUCCCACGUCAAAUCCCUAACCCUCCGAGCAAACCAACGCACCACCUCCCGCCGAGUCUCUCCAAUCUCCCAACUCACAUGCAUCGGCCCCUCAAAACGAGUAUGCAACCUCUACACCAUCGACGCAAUGCGCUGCACAAACGCAGGCUCCGAGUACGACGAGGAAGACAUCCAAUGGACCUGCACUGCGCCUCUCCCGCCGGAGUUCAAACUGGGUGCUACGGAUGUUAUCUGUGAGGGAUACAGAGAUGCGAAUGAUAAGUGGGUGUUGAAGGGGAGUUGUGGGGUUGAGUAUCGGUUGUUGUUGACGGAUGUCGGGGAGGAGAGGUUUGGGAGGAUGCGGGAUGAGAGUAAUGCGUUGGGUGCGGUGGGGAAUUUGGUUUUCUUUGGGUUUAUGGUGGCUGCUUUUCUAUUUAUCUUGUGGCCUAUGGUUCUGAGUUGCUUUGGUAUACGCAGAGACCGGCCGGAUCAGCGUCGUGGUUGGGGAACGUUCUGGGGUGGUGGUGGUGGUGGUGGUGGAGGACCUGGCGGUAAUGGUGGAUAUCCUGGGCCCCCGCCGCCAUAUUCCAGAUAUCCCGAUCACAGUACUUCCUCGCUGAGUGGCGGCUGGAGACCGGGCUUCUGGACUGGUGCAAUGGGUGGUACCGCUGCUGGCUACGAGAUGGGGAGAAGAAGCGAGAGGUAUGGCUCGCCUUUUGGUGGCCGACGGAUGGGUACGAGAUAUGAUCGUGACCCUUGGGAAGGCAGUUCACGGACUCGUUCAUCGCCGGGGUUCUCAACUACUACUACGGGGACCGGGUUUGGGUCGACCAGGAGGAGGUGAAUCGACAACCAAUGCAUAAGCCAGUCAACAAGUCAAAUAGACAAUAAAACAUGCUGCGCAGUGUAAAAACCAGGUAAAAUCCAAACCAUCC